This is a messenger RNA of Rattus norvegicus (Norway rat), 7631 nucleotides long. It is a transcript of the gene Adam12, whose product is annotated as ADAM metallopeptidase domain 12. The transcript has 23 exons. The record is from RefSeq and is marked validated. Bases 220 to 2931 code for a protein of 903 amino acids. Gene Ontology annotation, biological process: proteolysis. Gene Ontology annotation, cellular component: membrane; plasma membrane. Gene Ontology annotation, molecular function: metallopeptidase activity; metalloendopeptidase activity. NCBI's taxonomy places the organism in Eukaryota, Metazoa, Chordata, Mammalia, Rodentia, Muridae.
GCCAGAGUAGCGCGCGCGCGCACGCACACACUCGGGGAGGGGAGAAAGUUUUUUUUUGAAAAAUGAAAGGCUAGACUUGCUGCUCCGCGACCCGGGCGCUGCGCGAGGGGGUCGUGGCAGACUCGGGGCAGUAGGACGUCCACCGGCUCGGCGCCCGCGUGGGAUGCUGCAGCGCUGGUCGCGGGGCCCCUGAAGCAGCUGCACGCCAGGCCGGCGACAAUGGCAGAGCGCCCGGCGCGGCGCGCGCCCCCCGCCCGCGCCCUCCUGCUGGCCCUGGCUGGGGCCCUGCUGGCGCCCCGUGCAGCCCGAGGAGUGAGUUUGUGGGACCAGAGAGGAGCUUAUGAAGUGGCCAAAGCCUCCCUUCUGACAAAGGACCCUGGGAGCCCAGGACAGAGCAUCCCAGCCAAGGAUCACCCAGAUGUGCUGACUGUGCAGCUGCAGCUGGAGAGCCGAGAACUGAUCCUCAGCUUGGAGAGGAAUGAGGGACUCAUUGCCAAUGGCUUCACAGAGACCCAUUAUCUGCAAGAUGGUAGUGAUGUCUCCUUCACUCGAAAUUACACGGACCAUUGUUACUACCAUGGACAUGUGCAAGGUGAUGCUGCAUCAGUGGUCAGCCUCAGUACUUGCUCUGGUCUCAGGGGACUAAUCGUGUUUGAAAAUAAAACCUACAUCUUAGAACCGAUGAAAAACACCACUGACAGAUACAAACUCGUCCCGGCUGAGAACAUGAAGAACAUCCAAGGGCUGUGUGGGUCACAUCAUAACAAGUCCAGCCUCACCAUGGAGGAUGUCUUCCCUGAACCCUCUCAGAUGUGGGGAAGAAGGCAUAAAAGAGAGACCCUUAAGAUGACCAAGUAUGUAGAACUGGUUAUUGUGGCAGACAACAGAGAGUUUCAGAGGCAAGGAAAAGAUCUGGAGAAAGUGAAGCAGCGGUUAAUAGAGAUCGCCAAUCACGUGGACAAGUUUUACAGACCACUGAACAUCCGUAUUGUCCUGGUGGGAGUAGAAGUGUGGAAUGACAUUGACAAAUGCUCUAUAAGCCAGGACCCAUUCACCAGCCUCCAUGAGUUUCUAGACUGGAGAAAGUUAAAGCUUCUACCUCGCAAAUCCCACGACAACGCUCAGCUUAUCAGUGGGGUUUAUUUCCAAGGAACCACGAUUGGCAUGGCACCCAUCAUGAGCAUGUGCACUGCAGAACAGUCCGGAGGAGUGGUCAUGGACCAUUCAGACAGCCCCCUUGGUGCCGCAGUGACCUUGGCACAUGAGCUGGGCCACAACUUCGGGAUGAAUCACGACACACUGGAAAGGGGCUGCAGCUGCAGGAUGGCUGCGGAGAAAGGAGGCUGCAUCAUGAACCCUUCCACAGGGUUCCCGUUCCCCAUGGUGUUCAGCAGCUGCAGCAGGAAGGACCUGGAGGCUAGCCUGGAGAAGGGGAUGGGGAUGUGCCUCUUCAACCUACCAGAGGUCAAGCAGGCCUUUGGGGGCCGGAAGUGUGGAAAUGGCUAUGUGGAAGACGGAGAAGAGUGUGACUGCGGGGAGCCAGAGGAGUGUACCAAUCGCUGCUGCAACGCCACGACCUGUACUCUGAAGCCAGAUGCUGUGUGUGCGCAUGGGCAGUGCUGCGAAGACUGUCAGCUGAAGCCUCCAGGAACUGCAUGCAGGGGCUCCAGCAACUCCUGCGACCUCCCAGAAUUCUGCACAGGGACCGCCCCUCACUGCCCAGCCAAUGUGUACCUACAUGAUGGGCACCCGUGUCAGGGAGUGGAUGGUUACUGCUACAAUGGCAUCUGCCAGACCCAUGAGCAGCAGUGCGUCACACUCUGGGGACCAGGUGCUAAACCGGCUCCUGGCAUCUGCUUUGAGAGAGUCAACUCUGCAGGAGAUCCUUACGGCAACUGUGGCAAAGACUCCAAGAGCUCCUUCGUCAAGUGUGAACUGAGAGAUGCCAAGUGUGGAAAAAUCCAGUGUCAAGGUGGUGCCAGCCGACCCGUCAUUGGUACCAAUGCUGUUUCCAUAGAAACAAAUAUCCCGCAGCAGGAAGGAGGCCGGAUUCUGUGCCGGGGGACCCAUGUGUACUUGGGUGACGACAUGCCGGACCCAGGGCUUGUGCUUGCAGGAACCAAGUGUGCAGAGGGAAAAAUCUGCCUCAAUCGUCAAUGUCAGAAUAUCAGUGUCUUCGGCGUUCAUAAGUGUGCAAUGCAGUGCCACGGCCGAGGGGUAUGUAAUAACAGGAAGAACUGCCAUUGUGAAGCCCACUGGGCUCCUCCCUUCUGUGACAAGUUUGGCUUUGGAGGAAGCACAGACAGUGGUCCCAUCCGGCAAGCAGAUAACCAGGGCUUGACUGUAGGGAUCCUGGUUAGUGUCCUGUGUCUGCUCGCUGCUGGAUUUGUGGUAUAUCUCAAAAGGAAGACGUUGAUGCGGCUGCUGUUCACACAUAAGAAAAACACUAUGGAAAAACUAAGGUGUGUACACACUUCCCGGACACCCAGUGGCCCUCGCCCUGGCCAGGCUCACCACAUCCUCGGGAAAGGCCCACUGAUGAGCCGGCCCCCACAUUUCAACACCACCAAGGACAGGCACUCACUGAAAUGCCAGAAUAUCGACAUCAGCAGGCCCCUCAAUGCUCGAGUGGUCCCUCAGCCUCAGUCCCCUCAGCGAGUGCUCCUGCCUCUCCACCAGGCCCCACGUGCACCCAGUGGCCCUGCCAGGCCCCUGCCCGCCAAUCCUGCAGUCAGGCAGGCCCAGGGCACCCACAAGCCCAGCCCUCCUCAGAAGCCUCUGCCUGCUGAUCCAUUGAGCAGGACUUCUCGGCUCACUGGUGCCUUGGUGAGGACCCCAGGGCAGCAGGAAUCUGGGCAUCGCCCAGCCCCCAUCAGACCUGCCCCUAAGCAUCAAGUACCUAGACUCUCCCACAAUGCCUACAUCAAGUGAGAAGCCAGCCCAGACCGGUCCUCAGCAGUGAAGACAGAAGUUUGCACUAUCUUCGACUCCAUCGGAGUUGUUUUGUACCAACUUUCAGAAUUUCUAAAGUGUUUAAAACACCAUUAUUUCCAGAACUUGGAGCUCCUGCCAUCCGUCGGUGCUGUGCCGUGGUGCUUUGUGUACUUGCUCAGGUCCUUGUAAGUUAUUAAUUUAUGCAGAGUGUCUAUUACCGCGCAGGGCGCCGUAGCAGGCAUUUGUGCCAUCACGGGGCUUUUCUACAGAAGGAAGGCACCUCGUGCUUUUGUUUUUCUGGAGGACUUGAAAUAUCCUGCUUGAUGGGACCCAAGAUGAGAUGUUUACUUUCUGUUUGAGACCUUAUUGGAAAACAGCUCCCCCACGUCCCAAGGCUGUGUUAUGGUACCAGACACACAGCUCAGGACACCCCAGGUGGAACCUGGAAUGGCUUUUAUUUUAUUUUUUAUUCUUUGGAAUCCCUGUCUUGGGUUGUAGCCAGGGGCUUCAGGAAGGUCUCAGCGUGCCUUCAGGCCUGUACCCUGAAGUUCUAGACAACAGGUAGGCUCUGGUUUCUAACCAGCAGCUUUGAAGAGAACCUGGGGUACUGAAAAGAAGGUUUGAGGCCACACCAGGAUAGAGACUGGAACCCUAAUCUGGACAAACAUUUGACCUUGACCUGAGCAGCCACGAGCACCUCUGGAGAGCAAGGACGGCUGUGGUGCUGCGGGGGCUUUGCUUUGGGAGCUGCCGGGAGCGUCUCUCUGGCUGCCCUGUGCACAGUGCUCGCUGGCGUGGGCACGUUGUUUACAUUGGGAACAGUGGUAUUUCUACAAGGAAGCCACUGCCUGGGCACUGCAGACCUCUGUCUCCUGCCCAUUUAGAGUUAAGCAAAUUACCACAUUGUCUUCUUGACUGUAAUACAAUGACCCUGUGUUCUGACAGAUAGAGGAGGCUUUCUAAGGGACCAUAACCAUUUUCAGAUGUGAACUGGUAACCAGAUCUAGUCGAUCAACUCUGGAGAUAGAAAUCUCCUUUUUUACUGCAAGGCUCAACUUAUUAAAAAUUAGGCAGAAUCCAUAUGCUUGCAAAAGCUAUAACCACAUGGAAUGCUAUUCUCAUGGUACAGUCUAAGUCUGGUAUCCGUAUUAGUAGCCACUGGACAAAGAACCCAAAGUUACCCAUGUGUUCUCUUCAGGGCAUCCUAAUUUCUUCAGCAUAGGCACUCAGUCUUUCUCUCACUCUGAACAAACCUGUUAACCCAUUCUAAGAUGGCGAGGCAAUCCACUCCCUAAUACUGACUUUGCUCCUGAAAGGCAAACUUGGUCAAGCAACUCUUUACCUUUAUUCUGUCAAUGUCUGACUGGGAAGCUACCUUUAGAAGCAGAUCUUCAAGAUGCCUCAACCCAUUGGCAUGAAAGAUAUAAUUUUUAAAAGUUAUGUAAGGCAAAAUGCCAGAGGCCUUCCCUGCCUCCAGAUGGGUGGAUGCCUAGCUCUCACAUUAAAAGGUAACUGACAGCAGUUCUGUACCUCAUCUGACUGCUCUAAGACCAAGGCUUCUUUGGAAGGGUCACAUUAGUGGCUGGUCUGUGCCUUGAAGCAGAAGGAAAAUGCAGACAUAGAAUCUGGUUCACUUUCUAGAAUCUGAGUCUGUAUUCAGUGUUGGGAAGCAUGGUCUUCAUGACAGAGUAAAUAAAUCCACAUCACUGAUGCAUAAAAGAACAGCUCUUAGAACAUGCUUCUUUUCCUGGCACAGAAACAAUGUUGCUGCCACUGAAAUGCAUACAGAAUUUUUUAACUGAUAUGGCAUUGGGUAGUUGUAUUAAGGCCAAACAUACGCAACUGUAAAGCCUUACAGAGUUGUGUGAGCAUUGUCUUUGGAGACACGCAAAGCCUUAGCUGGAGUAUGUGAGCCCCUCCUCAGGGUGGGAGUGAAGGGGAAGCUAAGAACAUAUAUUUCUUCUGUCAUACAGAUGACAGAAGAACUUUGGUUUUAGCGGACCAGAGAGAGUUUAGUUUAAAGGAAGUUGGAGCCAUGAUCUUCUGCCAUUUCCCGAGUGGCCACUAAGGAUGCUGAUGGUACCUUGCCAGCUGUGCAUUGCCUACUUGCUUGCUUUUACAGAGCCAUGCAUACAUUUCUGAAUAAGGACAGAUUUAAUCCUGAUAUUCCCUUACCGGACAGACAGUGUUACUAAAGGAAUACCUCUAAGGUAUAGUAGUUAUCAAUUAAAGCAUAUUUAGCAGUAACUUCAAUUUUAACAAAAUUGGGAACCAGUAACUAGUGUUGGGCUCUUUUGAUACAGGGCAGGUUCUCUCUCCCUUUCUCCAUCCUUCAAAUGACAGAAACCAAAGUGAAUACAGUCCAAUUGCAGUCUAUCUUAUGCUUAUACACACUAGAGGUAUGAUUAGCAGUGGUUGAGUCUUGGGAGACCAGCCCUGAAAAAAUCCAGUAGGUCAAGAGCCUAGACAUGGGGUGUGGCUGGAUGUUCUCCUUUCCUUCCUACAUUGAGGAAUAGUUAUAGGUUAUGUGACCCCACUUCACAGGCAAGUGGGAGGCAAACCUUGCAGGCAUUCCACUUAAAAGCUGGUCUCCUACCAUAGUCCCAAGUCUGUUUUCCCAGCAGCACAUGGAAAGCAACAGUACAGUUUUCCAUUUCAAAAUAUGCAUGCCGAGUUUGCACUCUGUGUGAGUGUUUCCAGGUUACACAUGUGGGAUGACAUCACAGAAACCACACAAGCAACAAAUUAAAUUCUACGGGAAGAAAUACUCCUGACUGGUCUCUGAGGAGACAUUUUUAUGCCUUCUUAACUUUAUUAGGAAUUCUCAGGCUGAAGCUAUGGGUCAUUGUUCUCCAACAAAUCAAUACAAGCCAUCAAUGCACUAAGAACUGCCAAACCCUGAUCUGUGUGAAUGUUCUUAGGAGCCUGUGAUCCCCAUGGUGCUACAAAGAGGCUGGAGCUGGGCCAAUGAGAAGGCCUAAGAAUCCUCCUGCCUUCAGCAGAUGUUUACUGAGCACUCUGAGCCAGCAACACCACACCAGUAACUGGGAGGACAGCAGCUGGGCAGUAGGGUGCCCAGCCACUUGAAUCUCUUUUCCUCUGAGGCAUGUUUUAAUCCUCUUAUAUCAGACCCCAGCCAGGGGACACUUUGUCUACAGAUCCUCCCCCACAGUUUUCAGAUGGCCUAAGCCAUACACAAAUGACUCAGACUAAGAAACAUCAAUACUCCCAGAAGCCCCAAGAGCUGAUUUUUGAGCAGUAUGACAAGUGGAAGAGGAUAUUACAGAGGCCAUUUUUUUCUCCUCCUCCCGCUCAUACUAGAAGCUAGCCCUCCACUCCUAGCUCCUCCACACAAGUUGGCAGUGGUUCCAUUACACCAAUGGCACAGGAAAACACAGGUACCGGUUUGCCUUCCUCCCUUGCCAAUCACAAGUGCCUUACUCUGACCAGACCCUAUGCCGAAACCUCUCUCGUCCAAGAGAACCAAAUCUCUACAUUUGUUACUACUUCAAGUCAAUGUGGUAACUGCUACUCUUCAAGAUUCACCUAAACAGUACAGUCCAACCUUCUCCAGGGCCACAGCACAGAGCAACCUCUAGCACACACCAGCCUUGAAUCUGUUCCACAGCAUAUCAACCACAGUAACCUCCCUCCCUCCCACUGCCUCGCUCUAAUUACAAGGUGAAGUUGGCCAUAAAAAAAAAUCAAGUUAGCACUGAUUACAAAAUGCUUUUGAUGCAACCUGAAUUCCCCAGUGCUUUUAAACUCUGACGAUGCUCUGGGAUCUGUGAGCCCCAUGCUCAGAGCCACUGGGCAGUUGGAGAACCCUUGCAGGAGACAUCUGCACACACAUGAAUGUACCGUUUCCAUGCCUUUUGUGGAGAACAUACACACAUACAUGCAUACUUUCAUUCACACACAUACACACAUAUACACACUUACAUUAGUAAUAGUUUAUUAUCAAACCACGGCAAGCUCUUCUCAUAUAAGACACACUGGGAUAAGAGAGUGUUGAGUGUGGAGUUGUUAGGACCCUCAGUAGUGGACAGAGAUUGCCAGGAGGCCUAACACUCAGGAGUCAUCUUCAACUGGGAAAUGACUUGCCCCCUGCAAGUUGAAAGCCCCACCACUUGCCUACCUUUCUACACCUUCAAAGAGCAUGUUCUGUGAUACCUGUAAUUCUCCAAGAAAGUAACAUUUUAGCCCUUAAUUUAGCACAUUUAAAUAAAGACAGAGUCGAUGUCAGGUAACUUCUUCACAAACAAAUCAGAUGCUGGUUUGCGUUCGCUGGCCUGUGUGUUGGUACUUCCUAAAGCAGUGAUCAGAAAGCACACAAAUCUCCUGAGAGACUAGAAACAGAAUGAGCAGCCCUCCCAUCAGGGCAACGUGGUAGUGGUUGGGAUAGCCAGUCAUCUGAAUGUUUGUGGUAACAAACAACACAACCUGAACUGGCCACAGGCUGCUUAGCUCCGUUCUCAUUAAUGUUAACAUCUCAGUUAACCGGCACAGCCAUUCUGCAGGGCUUUGUCCAUUGAUAGCGCUUUGGUUAGCUCAUGUUUUCACAUUUGUAUGUUACAUGCUGUUAUUUUUGUAUGCAUUUCUCAUAUGGAGGGAUCUACAGGUAAACACAGCCUCCUAGUUCAGUAGAAAAUGACAUUGUUAAGAGUAUUAUAUCCAAUAAAGAGUAAACAGAAAAA